Messenger RNA from Camelina sativa (false flax), 556 nucleotides. RefSeq lists its product as uncharacterized. NCBI's taxonomy places the organism in Eukaryota, Viridiplantae, Streptophyta, Magnoliopsida, Brassicales, Brassicaceae. The record is from RefSeq and is a predicted model, not a curated record.
UCUAAGGCCAUAAUCUUAUAGGUACAGAAGCAAAAAUGUUUCCUAAGACUCGGGCUGGCCAAUCAAAUACUUUGGAAAGUUUAGGAAGACUAACGCAAGAACGGGAUCUUCGUUUUACCCCCACACAAACAACGAUAUAUAUGCUCUUUUGGGAACUUUCUUUUAUAAUUUUUAUUUUAUUUUUCUCUUCGAAAAAAAAGAAUUUAAUUUGAUCAGAUAUGAACCUACAAGCCUUGCAGGAAAAGGAGACUAAAGGAAGACAAGAGGAUGGAUCAUCAAAAGUGGUGGUGGAAACAACGGAGCAUCGUUCAUCGGCGGGGAAAGCUUCAGAGCAAAAAAAUAUAGAAGUGGUUCAUCAAUUUCACCCCAAAACUAGCGGUGGUGUUCUUGUCGGAGCUGCAGCCGCGGUCGAAUCGACCCUUGAAUCUGCCAAAGAAGUUAUCUCUCAAAACCUUAAAAAAUAAAAACAUCGGAAUUACUAAUUUCUAGUACUUUACAAUUGUAAAUUAAAAAAAUCUUCUGUAUUCCAAUAAUCAAAACCCCUAAUAUUUUUAGU